Messenger RNA from Caenorhabditis elegans, 546 nucleotides. It is a transcript of the gene ttr-35, whose product is annotated as Transthyretin-like family protein. The transcript is spliced from 3 exons. The coding region runs from base 3 to 440 and encodes 145 amino acids. NCBI's taxonomy places the organism in Eukaryota, Metazoa, Nematoda, Chromadorea, Rhabditida, Rhabditidae. The record is from RefSeq and is marked reviewed. Gene Ontology annotation, cellular component: extracellular region; cell surface.
AGAUGAUUUCCAAACUUUUGAUCCUUGGAACAUGUGUUCUAUCAGUUGUCUUGGCUGCAUCGGAAUCGCACUCUGGACGUCAAAACUACAGAGUGAAAGGCGCGUUUAGAUGUGGCAAUGUUCCAGUAAAAAAUGUUCAAGUAAAGCUGAUAGAUGACGACUUUGGAUCCGACCCUGAUGAUGAUUUGGGUAGCGGCUAUACAAACGCAAACGGAGAGUUCGAAUUGAGUGGAUCCACCACGGAACUCACAACUAUUGAUCCUCACCUGAAAAUCUACCACGAUUGUGAUGACGGAAUUAAUCCAUGCCAAAGACGUUGGAAGUUUGAAUUGCCAAACAACUACAUUUAUUCGGACACUGACACACCGAAGACUUUUGAUAUUGGAAUUUGGAAUUUAGAAGGAAUCCUUCCUGGAGAGAGCAGAGACUGCAAUCAUUAAUUUUUAAUUUGCCUUUUAAAAACUAUUUGUAUAAGUUAAAUCAUUCUAAAAAGCUAUGUUUCGAUUGAAUUCGCAUUAUCAGUUUUGAAAUGAAAUUUUCUAUUAA